Argentina anserina (silverweed cinquefoil) is the source of this 838-nucleotide messenger RNA. RefSeq lists its product as uncharacterized. NCBI's taxonomy places the organism in Eukaryota, Viridiplantae, Streptophyta, Magnoliopsida, Rosales, Rosaceae. Gene Ontology annotation, molecular function: zinc ion binding. The coding region runs from base 33 to 536 and encodes 167 amino acids. The record is from RefSeq and is a predicted model, not a curated record. The transcript is spliced from 4 exons.
GAGAUUGACCUGAAUCGGGAAAAGAAAAAGAAAUGGUGCUCCUGGCGCUACAGAUAACGGCGGAGCUCGAAAACCUGACUGACCUUCAGCCCCAAAACGGCUGCGACGAUCCCGACUUCACCUAUCUCUUCAAGUUGAGAUGCCAGAGCUGUGGUGAGCUGACUCAGAAGGAAACUGCUUUGAGUUUGAGCGAGUCUGUUCCUCUUCCUGUGGGCAAGGGAACCACUAAUCUCAUUCAGAAGUGCAAGUUCUGUGGCAGGGAAGGAAGUAUAACCAUGGUGCCUGGUCGGGGUCGGCCAUUGACUCAGGAGUUCAGUGAAGCUGGGAAGUCUGCACCCUUGAUGGCAUUUGAAUGCAGGGGUUAUGAGCCUGUGGAUUAUGUAUUUGCUGGCGGGUGGAAGGUUCGAUCGUUGGCUGGGACAACCUUUGACAAUGUUGACCUGUCGGAGGAGGAGUUUGCUGAGUACGAUGAGAAGGGUGAGUGCCCAGUUAUGAUCUCCAAGCACUGUUCUUCUUUUGUUGUGCUGAAAAACUAGAGCUGAGUGCAGAGAGUUUUAAUACAUGGGGCUAGCUGGUCUUUUGUGAAUAAGAUAGAAUCAUACAUAUCCCGUGUACUGUGGGCAGAAGAUUUGUUGUAGCAACGUGGUAAUAUUGGUAUCUGAAUUUGUUAUUUUGAUGUCACGUUGAAAAUUGUUCCAUGUACGCCUCUUUGCUAAACAAUGCUUUGAACGAGCCUGAAAACAUGUUGUGUAUCAACUAAUAACAUGUACUGAGACAUCAGUUUCUCUGCUUUCCUAAUUUCUCCAGAUACCAAGUAAGAACGACAGAUCUGUUGUAA